This is a messenger RNA of Phacochoerus africanus (Common warthog), 1258 nucleotides long. It is a transcript of the gene VEGFB, whose product is annotated as vascular endothelial growth factor B. Lineage: Eukaryota; Metazoa; Chordata; Mammalia; Artiodactyla; Suidae. Gene Ontology annotation, cellular component: membrane. Gene Ontology annotation, biological process: positive regulation of endothelial cell proliferation; positive regulation of mast cell chemotaxis; response to hypoxia. The transcript is spliced from 7 exons. Gene Ontology annotation, molecular function: growth factor activity; chemoattractant activity; vascular endothelial growth factor receptor 1 binding. Bases 261 to 827 code for a protein of 188 amino acids. The record is from RefSeq and is a predicted model, not a curated record.
CGCCGUCCCCGCCGCCCGCCGCCGCCGCCGCCGCCACCGGCCGCCCGCCCGCCCGGCUCCUCCGGCCGCCGCCGCCGCUGCGCUGCGCUGCGCUGCCUGCGCCCAGGGCUCGGGAGGGGGCCGCGGAGGAGCCGCCCCCCGCGCCCGGCCCCCGCCCGCCGCGCCCGAGCCCGCGCCAUGGGGCUCUGGCUGCCGCCGCCCCUCGCGCCACCGGGCUAGGGCGAUGCGGGCGCCCCCGGCGCGCGGCCCCCGCGGCCACCAUGAGCCCCCUGCUCCGCCGCCUGCUGCUCGCUGCGCUCCUGCAGCUGGCCCCCGCCCAGGCCCCGGUCUCCCAGCCUGAUGCCUCUGGCCACCAAAAGAAAGUGGUGUCAUGGAUAGACGUAUAUGCCCGUGCCACCUGCCAGCCGCGGGAGGUAGUGGUGCCUCUGACCAUGGAGCUCAUGGGCACUGUGGCCAAGCAACUGGUGCCCAGCUGCGUGACUGUGCAGCGCUGUGGUGGCUGCUGCCCUGACGACGGCCUGGAGUGCGUGCCCACUGGGCAGCACCAGGUCCGAAUGCAGAUCCUCAUGAUCCGGUACCCAAGCAGUCAGCUGGGGGAGAUGUCCCUGGAAGAACACAGCCAGUGUGAAUGCAGACCAAAAAAACGAGAGAGUGCCGUGAAGCCAGACAGCCCCAGGCCCCUCUGCCCACGCUGCCCCCAGCGCCGCCAGCGCCCUGACCCCCGGACCUGCCGCUGCCGCUGCCGACGCCGCAGCUUCCUCCGUUGUCAAGGGCGGGGCUUAGAGCUCAACCCAGACACCUGCAGGUGCCGGAAGCUGCGAAGGUGACACAUUGCUUCUCAGACUCAGUGGGGCCACUUGCCUCACAGCCCCUGCCCCCCGACCCCGAGGGUAUAGGGGCCACAAGGGCAGUCUGGUGAGAAGAGUCCAGUUCCCAAGACCUCAGCCUGGGCAGAAGCUCCUCUCGGACCCGGGCCUUUCAGAGGGCUUUCUGACCGCCUCGUGUCUCUCUGAAGCUGCCGUCCAACAACACGGGCAGCGCUGGAUGAAGAGACUUGAGGGCAGCAAGAGGGAUCACCUAUCAACUUGAGAGACAAUGGGGGCCCGUCUCGGUUUUUAACCACCUUGUGCCAGUUGGCAUCUUACAACUGGCUCCUCCGUCCCCUCACUAAGAAGACCCUGAUCCCCUGCAAAAUAAUGGGAGUUGGGCUUCGGUACAAGAACUGUGAACCCCAGUCCUGAUAAAAGAGAUGGAAGGA